This is a messenger RNA of Perkinsus marinus ATCC 50983, 579 nucleotides long. RefSeq lists its product as hypothetical. NCBI's taxonomy places the organism in Eukaryota, Perkinsozoa, Perkinsida, Perkinsidae. The transcript has 6 exons. The coding region runs from base 1 to 579 and encodes 192 amino acids. The record is from RefSeq and is a predicted model, not a curated record.
AUGGCUACCCAACUGGGAGCUGCUCCUGCAAGUCAAUACGGCAUGACCUUGGAACAGUGUGCUCGUAAAGUCGAGCGAACCGUUGGCGAGUUUGACUCGUUCAAAGAGGGCGUCGGCAGGCUGCAUUCGCGGGUGCUGCAGUCGGAGGAAGCUCUGAAGAAAAUUGAGUCUAAAACUGGGAAGUACUCCUCCCGUGAAGCCAACUACGCCGCUGAGCUCACUAAGCUCUUUUCUCUCGAGCAAGAGGUGAAGACCAGGUAUCGUGAUCUCGAUACGAAGUCUCUAAUGCAGUCGGAUAAACUGCUGAGCAUGAGUAGUAUCCUUCGUGCUGCGCUGAGUAAGAUGCAAGCAAUACACGACCAUGUCAGCCAAGUUAUCACCUCGGUGGGCCAAGCGGAAUCGAGCAUGUAUCAAUGGGCAUACAAUGUGACCAGCAAAGUGAAUUACCACACGACGCAGAUAGUCACUUUGGCUCAGAAUUUGGAGUUCCGAAUUACACAGUCGAAGGGUAUGGAGACUGAGGCACGGAGAUUGAUGGCAUUGUAUCAGAAGCGUAAUCAGUUAGCAUCGUUGUUCUAG